Molecule: messenger RNA, 1495 nt
Organism: Molossus molossus (Pallas's mastiff bat)
Lineage: Eukaryota; Metazoa; Chordata; Mammalia; Chiroptera; Molossidae
Gene: PROKR2
Product: prokineticin receptor 2
Exons: 2
Coding region: 7-1161 (384 amino acids)
Biological process (GO): neuropeptide signaling pathway
Cellular component (GO): membrane
Molecular function (GO): neuropeptide Y receptor activity
Source: RefSeq, a predicted model, not a curated record
UUCACCAUGGCCACCCAGAGUGGAAACACUACUUUUGCGCCCAACUUCAAUCCACACCAAGACCAUGCCUCUUCCCUCCCUUUCAACUUCAGUUAUGGUGAUUACGACCUCCCUCUGGAUGAGGAUGAGGACUUGACCAAGACUCGGACCUUCUUCACAGCCAAGAUCGUCAUCGGUGUGGCACUGGCAGGCAUCAUGCUGGUUUGCGGCAUUGGUAACUUUGUCUUUAUUGCUGCUCUUGCCCGAUAUAAGAAGCUACGCAACCUCACCAAUCUGCUCAUUGCUAAUCUGGCCAUCUCUGACUUCCUGGUGGCCAUUGUCUGCUGCCCCUUUGAGAUGGACUACUAUGUGGUGCGCCAGCUCUCCUGGGAGCAUGGCCACGUGCUCUGCGCCUCUGUCAACUACCUGCGUACUGUGUCCCUCUACGUCUCCACCAAUGCUCUGCUGGCCAUCGCUAUCGACAGGUAUCUCGCUAUCGUUCACCCCUUGAAACCGCGGAUGAAGUAUCAAACGGCCUCUUUACUGAUCGCUUUGGUCUGGAUGGUGUCCAUUCUCGUGGCCAUCCCAUCUGCCUACUUUGCAACAGAAACGGUCCUCUUUAUCGUCAAAAACCAGGAAAAGAUCUUCUGUGGCCAGAUCUGGCCAGUGGACCAGCGGCUCUACUACAGGUCCUACUUCCUUUUCAUCUUCUGUAUCGAGUUCGUGGGCCCGGUGGUCGCCAUGACCCUGUGCUAUGCCAGGAUCUCCCAGGAACUCUGGUUCAAGGCCGUCCCUGGUUUCCAGACGGAGCAGAUCCGGAAGCGGCUGCGCUGCCGCCGGAAGACCGUCCUGGUGCUCAUGUGUAUCCUCACCGCCUACGUGCUGUGCUGGGCGCCCUUCUACGGCUUCACCAUCGUGCGUGACUUUUACCCUAAUGUGUUUGUUAAGGAGAAGCACUACCUCACGGCCUUCUACGUCGUCGAGUGCAUCGCUAUGAGCAACAGCAUGAUCAACACCGUGUGCUUCGUGACCGUCAAGAACAACACCAUGAAGUACUUCAAGAAGAUGAUGUGGCUCCACUGGCGCCCCUCCCACCACGGAAGCAAGUCCAGCGCCGAACUUGACCUCAAAACCAGCGGCAUGCCGGCCACGGAAGAGGUGGACUGUAUCAGGCUGAAGUGACCCUCUCGUGUUUCACAAUUGAAACCAAAAGCCAGUAGAGAAAAAUUUACCAAUUGCCAAGUUCACAGGCUGCAUGCGGCAAGGGCAAUUGUGUUCAUGCCUCUCUGCCCUCAAGUUGCUGGAUGCUUCUCAGUCAUAGCAUGCAACAAGACCAUACACAAACCUCAACCGCUGACCUUUACUGAUAUCUGCUCAGCACCUACUGUAUGCACAACCAAUAAGACUAGACAGAAGUAACAGGAACUGACAUUGAUUGAACAACUAACUGUAUGCUAGCCACACCAAGGAGAUUGGACAGGACAACAGGAGCUGACAUUUAUUGAUCACCUACUGU